AUUUACAAUUAAAUUGAAUGUGGACAUUAUAAACAGAAGGGUUCCAAGCAUUGAUUGAAAUACAGCGACAAUGGCGCCUGUGAAGUUCGGAUUGUUCAAAGCCCGCAGCAAAGACCACCAGGAACAACCGUCUACAGAGAAUCUGCUGCAAGACAACAACAGCAAUUAUAAUGUUCCGGGCUCACCCGUGCCAUCUACAAGCAAAGGUCUGCAAGAAGAUCUCUCGCCUGGGAGUAUUUCCAUGCUCACUCUGGAUAGCGAUGAUGAGGAUGAUCUUCCCAGCGAGAGGAACUCUCCAGUCAGACGCGGCAGCGACGCUUGUAGGAUGGAUGCACAGAUAAAUUACGAGCUAUUAAAAAGUCAGACAUCUAUUGGCGAUGUUAGCAAUCUUAAUGAAUACGACGAGGUGGAACAGUACGAGAUGGAGGAAUUCCAACAGAAUAUAGACCUGGAUCCAGAUGGCACGUUGUGUGAUGCUAAUUCUUCAGAAUUUGACAUAACUUCAAUAACAGCGAGCAACCUCUCUAUAUACUGCGCCUCGCUUAAAAAACCAAAGAAGAGUAAAUCAAAGGAAGAACAACAAUUAAGAGAUUUUGACAUGUGGCAGGCGAGCAAUAUUGAAGUUAUGCAGAACCUUCUGAGCAGAAGUGGUACAACGGACGAGCAAAUAAAAUGGGAGGCGAUCGCGACCGCGCGCGGUCUGUGUACACUCAACGACACAUGCACUUGCAGCGAUUGUACCACGGCCAAAUACCUCGUGGGAUUCAAUGAUGGUGACGCAGGGAUGGCAGCCACACCACUCCUCAGCGCUAUCAGUGUUGGAUGUACUCUGCAGUGAGCAAGAUUGAACCCGACUGUACAGUCAACUGCAUAAAUAUGUAAACAGGAAACUUACACAAGCCGCCGGUUUCAAAAAUACUAUAGCAUGUAAGGUCGGAAGCGUACGGGCUGCCUGCAUAGUUUGUAAAUGUAUACACUUGUGCAGCUGACUGUAUUCAACCGACCGCAAUGUACAGUAUGAGCGUGACGGUAUGACAGUCGUUUGCACUGUACAGAGUGAGCGUAUGUACACACAGCAUUUGUACACUGCACUGUACCAUGUGGAAGUAAUUUAGCUGGUAUUAUACUCUUUAUAAAUGUCUACUGCACUGUACUAUUAACUUUUUUAUU
Papilio xuthus (Asian swallowtail) is the source of this 1170-nucleotide messenger RNA. RefSeq lists its product as uncharacterized. Lineage: Eukaryota; Metazoa; Arthropoda; Insecta; Lepidoptera; Papilionidae. The coding region runs from base 71 to 838 and encodes 255 amino acids. The record is from RefSeq and is a predicted model, not a curated record. The transcript is spliced from 6 exons.